Penicillium cinerascens is the source of this 1809-nucleotide messenger RNA. RefSeq lists its product as uncharacterized. Gene Ontology annotation, biological process: amino acid transmembrane transport. The coding region runs from base 1 to 1809 and encodes 602 amino acids. The transcript is spliced from 3 exons. Gene Ontology annotation, cellular component: vacuolar membrane. Gene Ontology annotation, molecular function: amino acid transmembrane transporter activity. The record is from RefSeq and is a predicted model, not a curated record. Lineage: Eukaryota; Fungi; Ascomycota; Eurotiomycetes; Eurotiales; Aspergillaceae.
AUGGAUCAGAAGAUCGACAGUAAACCCACGAACUCUGUGCAUGAGGCACUUUCGAGCUCACUCAUCAAACCUCAGGCUCGAACGCCGUACGACCCGGCCGUGACCUUCGAAGAAUACCACUACUAUGCGCAGAAGACCAGAGAGGAGGAACUGACCCUCGAGUCCCCUGUCAUGAAUGUGCGACAGUUCUUUGAGCGAAAGAGUUACCAAGAUAAUCGCAAUGCUGUCCCUAUUGCGAAUCUGACAGGGGAUGAUUUCAGAAGCCGCGAGAAUCGACUCCAAAUCACUGACGAGGAGUGGGCAAAUGCGAGUCGUUCCUUUAGAUCUGCCUCUUGGGGUGCUUGUUUCUUCUUGAUCACCACUGAUAUUCUCGGGCCCUGGGGCUCUGGCUUCACAAUGGGUACAUUGGGUUGGGGACCUGGUGAGACUGAUGAUUGGAAGGACACUGGAUACAACAAUCUGACAAUCAGUAUAGGCAUUGCAUUCUACACGGUUUUUGGGUUCAUGGCCGGAUACUCUGGAUAUCUCAUUUGGCGCAUUUUCCUCGGCAUCGACAGCUACCAAUUUCCGGUCAAGAACUAUGGCGAUGUUGGAUUCAGAACACUGGGUCGCUGGGGUCGCUAUUUCACAAACGUAUGCCAGGGUCUCUCACUACUUUUGAUCACGGGCCAAGUGACCAUCCUAAUGGGCCAGAACAUCUCCCAGAUGUCCAAGUUCAAACUGUGCUAUGCCGUCUGCCCAGUUAUUUUUGCUUGUGCCGGGUUCGCGAUUUCGCAGAUUCGGACACUCAGAUCUUAUGGCUGGGUUGCCAAUUUCGCAGUUUUUAUGAACCUGUUUGUGAUUUUCAUGACGAUGGCUAUUAUUGCUCAGUCGCCACCGAAUUAUAAAGCCGCGAAGCUAGGAUCUGCAGGCAGUGCGGUGGACAAAACGACCAUCACACCCGAUAAAGACGGAAACUAUCCCGCAAUUAUGCACUACAACACAAUCCCCGCCGACGGACUCAUUGGUGCGUUGACUGGAAUGCUUUCGGGCGUUUUGGCGUAUGCUGGCGUUCAACUCUUUGUGGAGUUCCUGGCCGAGAUGAAGCGACCUCGCGACUUUAUCAAAGCAAUGUGGCUAGCGCAAUUCUUUAUCUACAGCGUCUACCUCGUGUACGGCUGCGUGAUCUACUAUCUCCAGGGACAAUAUAGCUACAACCCGAGCUAUCAGGGACUCAGUGUCUAUGGAUGGCAGACCGCCGGUAACAUAAUAACCUUAGUCUCGGCGCUAAUCGCAGGUGGUUUGUACGGCAACAUUGGCAUAAAGGUUAUUUACAACAACGUUUUUAUCGACAUCUUCCAAGCACCCCCACUCACUACUCGGACUGGCAAGGUUUUCUAUGCUGCAUGCGUUCCAGUGUGGUGGAUCAUUGCAUUUGUCAUUGCAGCUGCGGUCCCGGAUUACAUAGGCUUCGUCAGCGUCAUAUCGGCCUCAAUGCUGCUGACUCUGACUUAUAGCCUCCCUCCACUGUAUGCACUUGGCUUUGAUAUUCAGAAGAAUUCGAUUCGGUGGGAAUGUAGUGAAGGUUUUGACCCAAUCUCUGGACGAGUGACUCGGUCGGGGAAUUCCACUCAAAGGCUUUGUCGCGGGUUCUUUGCCGGUGGCGCCUUGCAAGUUGGAGUCAACGUUUGGCAUAUCAUCUACUUUUUGGCAUCCCUUGCUAUGUGCGGCCUGGGGAUGUAUGCGGCUGUUUUGGGAAUGAUUUCGGCAUUCAAGGAUCCGCAAUUGAACUCUUUCUCUUGCGUCUCGCCGCUCAACCUGAAUGCCUAG